GCACUAUAUAUAGCCCCUCAAGUGAUCAUCUCUUCACUAAGCAGCACUAAACCAGCCCUCAUUUGCCCCCCAUAUUUUCAUUUCUCUGAUUCCCAUCAACUUUCCCUCCUGCAAAUUCCCCUAGCUUUGCUUUUUCAUUUCCAGAUGGCCAGCGUUGAGGUUGCACAAGCUACAACAUUGCCUGAGGAGAAGGCACCCGAGGUGACAGAGACAGAGGAAGCGCUCGCGGAAGAAGUGGCCACCCCAGCCGUGACCGAGGAACCCGUAGUCGAUGCACCAGCUGCCGAGGAGUCAGUUCCCGCAGUAGAAUCUGAGACGCCGGCAGAAGUCGAAACCAAGGAAGUCGUGGAGGAAACCAAGGCCGAAGAGCCAGCAGAGCCAGCCGUUGCCGAGGAGACCACUAGGGAACUGGAUAUCACCGAGACCCCGGCCGCUCCUGCUGAGGCGGAAGCCCCCGCCGCUCCAGCCGAGGAGGAGGCGCCAGCCGCUCCUGCCGAGGAGACGCCAGCAGCUCCUGCUGAAGUGGACGUGCCUGCUGCCCCUGCCAAGGAGGAAGCUCCGUCGCCGCCGACACCACACCUGUCGCCCCUGCCGAGGAGGUUGCACCGGCUGCUCCUGCUGAGGAGACUCCAGCCAAGGUGGAAGCACCGGCAGCGGAGUAAGGACGAUCCGGCACUCGAGCUGCAUUCGAGGAAGCUUUGAGUAGAGAUCAUCCCACUGGUAUUCAGGAAGAGAGUGUGCAAGUAAAUGCGGUGGUGGUGUGUCUACUCUUUUUUAGUUAUGAUGGGGUUCUUGGGUUUCUAGGUUUGCAUGUUGAAGUUGGUCAGGUUUUGCUCAUUGUGUCUUUUUUUCUUCCUUGGUUUAGUUUCUUACUAUAUUAAAUAUGGACUAGACCAUGUUGUGGUACUGCUACUAUGGUUUGCUCGAGUCUAGAAGAUGCCCGCUCGGAGCCACGUCAAGGUCCGCCGCCGCCGCAAGAAUGGCUGAUAAUUGUUUUAUUUGAGGCGAGGCUGUGUUUGCUUUUUUGGGGGGCGAUGGUCGGAGGAUUGCGGCAGAGGAAGGCUGCGAUGUUUGGCGCCGAGAGGGGGGCUUCAUAUGAUUACUAGCAAUGUGUGAUGAGAUAUGAAUAAUGAAAUUUGCUAUUUCUCCUA
Messenger RNA from Eucalyptus grandis, 1151 nucleotides. Its product is annotated as major latex allergen Hev b 5. The transcript has 2 exons. The record is from RefSeq and is a predicted model, not a curated record. NCBI's taxonomy places the organism in Eukaryota, Viridiplantae, Streptophyta, Magnoliopsida, Myrtales, Myrtaceae. Bases 145 to 702 code for a protein of 185 amino acids.